Messenger RNA from Mugil cephalus (flathead mullet), 2017 nucleotides. It is a transcript of the gene pbx2, whose product is annotated as pre-B-cell leukemia homeobox 2. The coding region runs from base 113 to 1312 and encodes 399 amino acids. The transcript is spliced from 8 exons. Gene Ontology annotation, biological process: regulation of transcription by RNA polymerase II; embryonic organ development; animal organ morphogenesis. Lineage: Eukaryota; Metazoa; Chordata; Actinopteri; Mugiliformes; Mugilidae. Gene Ontology annotation, molecular function: DNA-binding transcription factor activity, RNA polymerase II-specific; RNA polymerase II cis-regulatory region sequence-specific DNA binding. The record is from RefSeq and is a predicted model, not a curated record. Gene Ontology annotation, cellular component: nucleus.
CUAGGGGACCCUGCAGACACAGCAGCGGGCGCGAUGCCUCGCAUCGGCCUGUGUGUGUCUGUGAGCGCAGUUGGGCAGCAGCAGCAGUCGUCGCCACUGUGCGUCGCUGAAGAUGUUGCAGCAGCAGCAGCCUCUGACGGGCAACGGGCCCUCCAGCGGCCGGGGACUCGGCGUGAGCGGCCACCCCGGGAUGCACGCCCUCAACUCGGGUCACCAGCAUCGGUCCGACGCGGGGGAGUCGGGCCUCGAGGGCACCGAGAACGGACACGAAACCCGCAGAGAUAUCGGUGACAUACUGCAGCAAAUAAUGACCAUCACCGACCAAAGUUUGGACGAGGCCCAGGCGAAGAAACAUGCGCUCAAUUGUCACCGAAUGAAACCGGCGCUGUUCAGCGUUUUGUGCGAGAUAAAGGAAAAAACUGGCCUUUCGAUGAGGAACGCCCAGGAGGAGGAGCCCCAGGACCCUCAGCUGGUGCGGCUGGACAACAUGCUGCUGGCGGAGGGCGUCGCGGGACCGGAGAAAGGUGGCGGCGCCGCCGCCGCCGUGUCCGCGGCCACCAGCUCGGGAGGGAUGUCGCCCGACAGCUCGCUCGAGCACUCCGACUACAAAAGCAAGUUGAGCCAGAUUCGCAGUAUCUACCACACUGAGCUGGAGAAAUAUGAGCAGGCGUGCACCGAGUUCACCACUCACGUCAUGAACCUGCUGAGGGAGCAGUCGCGCACACGGCCCGUGACCCCGCGGGAGAUCGAGCGCAUGGUGGGCAUCAUCCACCGCAAGUUCAGCUCCAUCCAGACCCAGCUGAAGCAGAGCACCUGCGAGGCCGUCAUGAUCCUGAGGUCCCGCUUCCUGGACGCCAGACGCAAAAGGCGUAACUUCAGCAAACAGGCCACCGAGGUCCUGAAUGAGUAUUUCUACUCCCACCUGUCCAACCCGUACCCCAGCGAAGAAGCCAAAGAGGAACUUGCCAAAUCGUGUGGAAUCACUGUGUCUCAGGUCUCCAACUGGUUUGGCAAUAAGAGAAUCCGCUACAAGAAAAACAUUGGCAAGUUCCAGGAGGAGGCCAACCUCUACGCCAUGAAGACGGCCUUAGGAGGCCGACAGGGCGACGACUCCCCGCACACUCCCAACUCCACAGGGUCGGGCUCCUUCUCGCUGUCUGGGUCGGCCGACUUGUUCCUCGGGGUUCCACCUGUGAACGGCGAGCAGUCCGCCUACCCGAUGGGAGUGCAGGCCAACGGGAACUGGCAGGGCCGAAACUCGCCCCCGUCCGGCGCCUCGCCCCACAGCGACCACUCGGACAACUCUGACUGAUGCCCCCCCCACCGGCUCGGCCCCACUGGCACAGAUGGACAGCGGCGGAAAAAGACAGAAAGAAUGAUAUCACACUUCCCACUCGGCUGCAGUUUUGUUUCGUUUUUUUUGUUUGUAUAUUGUUUGUUGGGUUUGGUUAUUUUUUUUAAAUGUCCGUAAAAUGUCGUUUUCCUUUACGGUGUUCGUGUGAUUAGCUGAGUGCACAGACGGUUGUGUGAGUGUGUGUGUGUGUGUGUGUGUUGUGUGCAUGCAGGUGUGGUUUUCUUAUCGGGCUCGUGGGGGUUUUGUUUUCCACUACUUUUGACUUGUUACUGAGAUGUUUGUGGUUGGGGAGGGGAAGGGGAAGGGACUGCAUUAUCAUUGUUUUUAGCACACUAUAUCAUUAUUAUUAAUAUUAUUAUUGCUUUUAUUAUUAGUGCUACGACUAUUUUCCUUUUUAACAGCUCCCGAAGGAGAGAAUGCAUUAACUGAAUGAGAGGGCAAUAGAGAAAAAUCCAAAGACUUUGUGUGUUUGUUUCUCUGUUUUGUUCUGUUUUUCUACUGGGCUUGCGUGUCCCUGUAAAGUGAAUGAGGUGUGUGUGUGUGUGUGAGUCCAUAUAAAUGGUUUGAAUGAGUGUAUCAACAGUGCUGUCUUUUUUCUGUACAGUGAAACACCUGUAUUCUCUCUACCUCUUUUACAAUAAAGACUCUCUGUAUUCACAAGCA